AUGGGGCCAGGCAGCGCGAACCCCUACGCGGGGCUGGUGAGGCACCUGCGGGCAACCUGGCAGUCGGGGAGGACACGGCCUCUGGAGUACAGGGUGUCCCAGCUGGAGGCCCUGGGACGCUUCUUGGAAGAGAAGAAGCAGGAUAUCCUGGAGGCCACUGCUUUGGAUAUGGGCAAGCCCUCCUUUGAGGCUUUCUUCACUGAGAUCCUCCUCUGCAAGAACGAGCUCAACAACACCCUGAACAACCUGUCCUACUGGAUGAAGGACGAGUCUGUGGACAAGAACCUGGUGACCAAGCUGGACUCGGCCUUCAUCCGCAAGGACCCCUACGGGGUUGUGCUCAUCAUUGCUCCCUGGAAAUACCCCAUCCACCUCCUCCUGGUGCCCCUCAUCGGGGCCAUCGCUGCUGGUAACUGUGUUGUCAUCAAGCCCUCAGAGGUCAGCAAGAACUCAGAGAGACUCGUGGCCGAAACGCUGUCCUGCUACCUGGACAAUGACUGCUUUGCCGUGGUGACCGGCGGCGUGCAGGAGACCACCAGGCUGCUGGAGAACAAGUUUGACUACAUCUUCUUCACUGGCAGCCCCGGGGUGGGCAGGAUCAUCAUGACGGCCGCCGCCAAGCACCUGACCCCGGUGACCCUGGAGCUGGGGGGCAAGAACCCCUGCUACGUGUCCGACAGCUGCCAGGUGCAGAACGUGGCCCGGCGGGUGGCCUGGGGACGCUUCUUCAACGCGGGGCAGACCUGCAUCGCGCCCGACUACGUCCUCUGCACCCUGGAGAUGCAGGAGAAGCUGAUGCCCGCCCUGCGCGAGGCCAUCGUCGAGUUCUUUGGCCCCAACCCCAAGGAAUCCCCCGACUUUGGGCGCCUGGUGGGGGACAAGGAGUUCCAGCGGGUGCGGGCGCUGCUGGGCAGCGGGCGCGUGGCCAUCGGGGGGCAGACGGACGAGGCGGAGCGGUACAUCGCUCCCACAGUGCUGGCAGACGUGCUCCCCUCUGAUCCUGCCAUGCAGGAGGAGAUCCUUGGUCCCAUCCUGCCCAUCGUUGUGGUGGCCAACAUGGACGAAGCCAUUGACUUUAUCAACGCUCGGCCACGGCCCUUGACCGUCUAUGCCUUCUCCAGUGACAGCAAGGUGGUGAACCAGGUGCUGGAGAGGACCAGCAGUGGUGGCUUCUGUGGCAACGACACCCUGAUGCACUUCACGUUGACCUCGCUGCCCUUCGGGGGGAUCGGGAACAGUGGCCUGGGGAAGUACCAUGGCAAGUUCACCUUUGACACCUUCAGCCAGAAGCGGGGCUGCCUGCACCGCAGCAUGGGCCUGGAGCCCCUCAACAGCCCCCGGUACCCCCCCUACAGCCAGCAGAAGCUGGGGCUGAUGAUGGCCGCCUUCGAGGUCAAGCGCAGGGGCAUCUGCACCCUGCUCUGA
Molecule: messenger RNA, 1425 nt
Organism: Chaetura pelagica (chimney swift)
Lineage: Eukaryota; Metazoa; Chordata; Aves; Apodiformes; Apodidae
Gene: ALDH3B1
Product: aldehyde dehydrogenase 3 family, member B1
Exons: 10
Coding region: 1-1425 (474 amino acids)
Biological process (GO): aldehyde metabolic process
Cellular component (GO): cytoplasm
Molecular function (GO): aldehyde dehydrogenase (NAD+) activity
Source: RefSeq, a predicted model, not a curated record